Molecule: messenger RNA, 2331 nt
Organism: Ogataea parapolymorpha DL-1
Lineage: Eukaryota; Fungi; Ascomycota; Pichiomycetes; Pichiales; Pichiaceae
Product: U3 small nucleolar RNA-associated protein
Exons: 1
Coding region: 1-2331 (776 amino acids)
Biological process (GO): rRNA processing
Cellular component (GO): nucleolus; small-subunit processome
Source: RefSeq, a predicted model, not a curated record
AUGGCGAAAAAGGGCGGCAAAGUAAAGAAUAGAGCGUUAAAUGCUCUGGAAAUUGCCGAAGCAGAGCAAAACAGCUCCUCCGAUAUUGGAAGCGAGUCUGAGGGAGAUAAUCAGAAGUUCAAGUCAGGAAUUUUGACCGUUGACGGGAAGGAUUUUGAGGAUGAAGAGCUAGACUCUGAUGACGCGCUGGACUCAGAAGACGACUACGACGUUUUGAACUCCAAGUUUUCGCAAACUAUUCGUGACAAGGGUGAGGCUGAUGAAGGCUACGACAGUAUAGACGAGAGCGAGUUGAUUCCGCUUUCGGAAGUUUGGGCUCGAGACGACGAAGAGUUGAAACGAUCCGGAGGAAAAGAGCUUGUUUUAGAUGAUAAUCUAGUGUCUGAUGAGAGCAGCAGCGAAGAGAGCGAGGACAGCGAGGAAGAAGACGUUUUUGACGAUUUAGAGGACGAAGAGAACGAAUUAUCCACCGUGAAGAGCCAGCUGCGGUCCAAGGACAGUUCCAAGGCCCAUAAGACACUCAUCAACGACAAGACAGAAGAAAAUGCAUUUCGUGUGCCUGCGACCGGCCAGAAGCUCAGUCUCGCUGAGAUGAUGGGCGACAUAGAAACCGAGAAGCCUUUGCUUUUAAAUGAAAGCUCUGCUCCUGAGCCAUUGGCAGUUCCUCUUCCGCAGAGUAUCCAAAAAAGGCAUGAGAGGCGUGCAGCUUACGAGAUUCAAAAAGAAGAGGUCGAAAAAUGGACAGACAGCAUUCAAGCCAACAGACGAGCAGAAGUGCUCAAGUUUCCGGCCAAAGACGGCGUCCAGCACAACCAAACGUCUUCGUUCCAGCCUGCUGAGGUUCCUCUGACGAGUCUAGAUAAGAAGUUGGAUGGACUGUUGGAGCAGUCCACCAUUGAGAGCAAAAAGGCAGAGGACUUGUUUGAGAACAUCGAGACCGCUAAGCUUUCGAAAGAAGAGAUGGCCAAGAGGACAAGGGAGCUUCGGCUGAUGAGGGAGCUAAUGUAUCGAGGUCAAAAAGAUGCGAAACGGUUGAAAAAAAUCAAAUCUAAAACAUAUCGACAGAAGCUUAGAAAAGAAAAGCAGCGCAACAAGGAGCUCGUUGAAGGUUCCGAUGUGGAAGAUGAGGACGCCGACUACAAGAGAGCAGCAGAGCGGAUGUCUCUUAAGCACAAAAACACCUCAGAGUGGGCCAAGAGCAUGAUCAAGAGCGGAAUGUCUAAGGAUAAAGAGAGUCGAGAUGAGCUGGAAGAGAUGCUGCGCCAGGGAGAGAAACUGCGCCAGAAACAAUUGGGAUUAGGUGAAGGCGAGAGCGAGACUGAUGAGCGAGACGUUGCGGAGAUUGCUGCUGAACAGGUGGACGACGAUACCGAGCGGUCGAAGCUGGGCAAAGGCCUCAUGGCUAUGGACUUCAUGAAGCGGGCGGAGGAGCGCGAGAGGAUGGAAAACCAACGAUUGGCUGCUGAAUUGCAGUAUGGAGACGAGAGCGAUGAGGAGCAGGUGGCAAACGUGGUGAAAAAUGCCGGAAGAAGAGUGUACACCCCUGGAGCUGCGGCAGCUACAGAGCAGUGGAAAAUCGUGGAACAGAAAGCCAAAAGGGAUGCUGCCGAAGAUCAGGAAAAAAGUCUAGAGAAUAGGCUCAAGGCUAAGAACACACCAAAACAAAACCAGAAACUCGAGGAAACCAAUCCAUGGCUGGCGGAAGCAGAGCCUAAAAGAGGCCAAAAAGUGCGGGUUGUCGACGCCGACUCUUCGCGUGUUCAAAAAAGCGCUGCAAAAAUCAAGAAGCGGACGCGCAAGGAGGCCGAGAUGGAUGUGGAGAUCACGAUCGGUGAUACUCUAGACGACGAGCACGAAGGCGAAGGAGACAGAGAGCAGGACAUUCACGUGUUUCAACAGAAAGACUUGAUCAAACAGGCUUUUGCUGGAGACGACGUUGUCACUGAGUUCGAGCAGGAGAAGCGUGAAGUCGAGGAGUUGGAAGGAGACAAAGAAAUCGAUUUGACCUUGCCUGGUUGGGGCGACUGGGCCGGAGGUAACUCCAAGAAAAAGAAGAAGAUUGUGAAGACCAUCAACGGCGUUGUGCCAUCUGAUAAGCGGAAGGACAAGAACAAGAAGGGAGUGAUUGUGAAUGAGCGUGUCAACAAGAAAAAUGCCAAAUACCAGGCAGGCUCUGUUCCUUAUCCAUUUGAAACUAUGGAGCAGUACGAACGGUCCCUGAGACAGCCCAUUGGACAGGAGUGGACGAGUCGUGAAAUCCACCAAAAGCUCACCAUGCCAAAGGUCAUUGCCAAACACGGAAGUGUGAUUGCACCGAUGAAAAAGGAGUAG